Messenger RNA from Fusarium vanettenii 77-13-4, 807 nucleotides. RefSeq lists its product as uncharacterized. NCBI's taxonomy places the organism in Eukaryota, Fungi, Ascomycota, Sordariomycetes, Hypocreales, Nectriaceae. The record is from RefSeq and is a predicted model, not a curated record. The transcript has 3 exons. The coding region runs from base 1 to 807 and encodes 268 amino acids.
AUGUGGUUGCAUCUUGGCAACUGCCGCGUUAUGGGUGCAGGCCAAACUAACUUGGAAGCAGCCACCUGGCGGGCGAUACCCGUCAAAGGAAGGAUAGCAGGUGCGAAUCGUCAAACACCAUCAUCUUUCUCCCACACGAUGUAUCCCUACGAUCGCCACGAUCCCGACCGUCUGGCCGCUUGCGCCUCCCAAGCACAGGAAAAAAUCGAUAGUUUUGCACGCCAAUACCUCGAGUUGCAUCCGAACUCGGAGAAGCUGUCACCGCGUUCAUUCGAAUUGAUCUUAUCCAGCUUCAUGGACCGAGUUAACCGAGACUGGGACGGGAGAAUGGGCCGUGUUCCUACUCUUGACUACCACAACCCAUUAGCAACGUCUGCCGUUAUUGGUGUCUUUUCUCAGAAGCAUCCGGAUGAGGAUCUGCGCGGUAAAAAGGCUCGACUCGGGGUUCAGGCCUUUGACCCUCAGCGACACAGAAUUUACUGGGCGUACAUGAAUGAGCAGGGCACAUACCAACCGCAAUCAACUGUCGAAUUUGGUUUUGGCCAUACCUUGGAAACAGCGCGCAAAGCCGCUGCGGAAGCCUAUGACAAGGCCGAACACGAAGCAGUCCGGCAACAUAACAUCAAUCUGCUCAUUUAUAUGGCCAGACGAGAGUUGCUGGUCGCCAAGGGCAGACGUAUGCCAAUGGACUAUGGCUCCCCGCUUGUGACGGAGAUUAAUGUAUCGUGGAUGCUCUCGUUGGGUCGGGACUUUUUGACACACAUCACGGCACAUUCCACUGAUUACAGUAUAGACAAUUGGUUUUGA